Molecule: messenger RNA, 2529 nt
Organism: Penicillium daleae
Lineage: Eukaryota; Fungi; Ascomycota; Eurotiomycetes; Eurotiales; Aspergillaceae
Exons: 4
Coding region: 1-2529 (842 amino acids)
Biological process (GO): peptidoglycan turnover; carbohydrate metabolic process
Molecular function (GO): hydrolase activity, hydrolyzing O-glycosyl compounds; acyltransferase activity, transferring groups other than amino-acyl groups
Source: RefSeq, a predicted model, not a curated record
AUGGCAACGACAGAACUCCAGAAGCAAGUUGGCCAGCUUUUCGCGGUCGGCUUUCACGGCCAGACGCCGAGCCCAGAGAUCAAGACCUUGAUUCACGACUAUCAUGUCGGUGGCAUCGUUCUCUUUUCCCGCAAUUUCCAGACUGCCUCUCAGCUACAGGAUUUGACACUCGCUCUGCAAAAUGAAGCGCGAUCUGCGGGGCAUGCUCGGCCUUUAUUCAUUGGAAUAGACCAGGAGAAUGGUCUGGUAACCCGAAUCUCGCCCCCGAUUGCGCCUCAAGUUCCUGGUCCGAUGGCCCUAGGCGCUACGCAUGAUCCAGAAUUGGCUUACGAAGCCGGAAAAGCCACUGGUGAGGUCUUAAACUUCUUCGGGGUCAACAUGAACUAUGCCCCGGUCUGCGAUAUCAACUCCGAGCCGUUGAACCCUGUCAUUGGUGUUCGCAGCCCUGGCGAUGAUCCAGAAUUCGUCGGACGGUUUGCUAGUGCGACGGCACGGGGAUUACGGGAGCGGAAGAUUGUCCCGAGUGUGAAGCAUUUCCCUGGACACGGGGAUACUGCCGUUGACUCGCACUACGGAUUGCCUGUCAUUCCAAAAACAAGAGAUCAACUCGAGCGUUGUGAGCUGAUCCCGUUUCGUCGAGCUGUGGCCGAGCAGGUUGAAACUGUCAUGACUGCCCAUAUCUCCCUUCCUAGCAUUGACCCCAUGUAUCCCGCGACGUUGUCGCCUAAGGCUCUAGGUAUUUUGCGAAAUGAUAUGAGCUACGACGGUAUGGUUAUCACCGACUGCCUGGAAAUGGACGGAAUCCGGGCCACAUUUGGCACAGAGCAGGGCUCCGUGCUCGCGUUGCAAGCUGGUAGUGAUAGCAUCAUGAUUUGUCACACAUUUGAGGUGCAAGUGGGCUCUAUCAAGAAAGUCUGUGAUGCAGUUCAGUCUGGUGCCAUUGAGCCAUCAAGACUGGCAGAUGCGUGUCGCCGCGUGGCUAAUGUGAAGGACAAGUUCUUAACCUGGGAGGAUGCCUUGCGUCAACAGAAUCUUGAAGAGCUUGACGCCUUGAAUAGGAGAAUUUUGCCAAUUUGUGAAGAGGCAUACGGCAGAUCAGUCACGCUUGUUCGUGACACCGCUUCAAUUCUCCCACUCUCUAAGACUGCAAAUAUUAUCCUCCUCUUCCCAGGCGAUAAAACCCCUGCUGGUGGCGCAGUCGAUGGAGAGGGAAUGGGUCGACAGGGAUCAUAUGAAGCAACUGCCUAUUUGGACGCUCUUCGACGGCACAAUCCAUCAAUCUCAGAACUCAAAUACGCAGAAGCCGGUCUCAGUGACGACGAAUUAAGUCUCAUCACGUCAGCUGAUGCAGUUAUUUUCGUGUCUGCCAAUGCACGAGAGUCUCCGUACCAAGAAUCGUUAGGCAAAUUGCUUCCCAGCAACGCUCGGUCGCUAGUCGCUAUUGCUGCUUGCAACCCUUAUGAUUUCCUGGAGGUGCCAGAGGUCCAGACAUAUCUCGCUACCUAUGAGCCGACCGUUGAAGCGUUCUCUGUUGCUGCUGACAUCAUCUUUGGCGCAAAGACUGCGCAGGGGUCUCUGCCAGUCGUUUUGUCUGAUCCGGAAAAAGCUGAUAUGCAUGUGGUGCGGUUUGAUGCACUUAAAGACGUCGAUUCUAUCGUCUCUGUUUGGAAGGAAGCAUUGCCAACGUACAUCUUACCUGCGGAUGAUUUGCGAUCUCUGAUUACUGAUGGUAAAAACGCACAUCAUUUUGUGGCUCGUGUCGGAUCAGAGCUAGUCGGAUUCUGCCUUGCUUAUACUAACGCCCACGGAGGCCCCAAGCCCGUUCACAUUGCAGUGUUAGCUGUAGCGCCCAAGUAUCAGGGACAGGGUAUUGGAACUGCACUUCUAACCGAAACGCGAUCGUACUUCCGCACGCAGUUUGACAUAAAUCAACUGAAGCUUGGUAGCUCCUUUCCGCGAUUCUGGCCGGGAAUACCACGGGAGCUUCCAGAAACGGUUCAAGAUUUCUUUGUCCAUCGUGGAUUCCGACUCAGCCCGCCAGGGGCAAGGUCAGUUGACUUAUACCAGGACAUCCGGAAUUUCCAGGCACCGGAGAAGUAUAUCACGCGCGCGGAAAAAGGAGGGUUUCGCUUUGCACCGUUGCGGCCAGUGGACUAUGAGGCGUGCUUAGGUUGGGUAGAAGCUUACGUCACACUCCAUCCCAAGGAUUACCCUGAUUGUGUGAUGACUGCCUUUGACUCCCAAGGUCAACAGGUCGGAUGGACCCUGAUGCUGCCCCCAAUCCCAACGCUAAAGAAGGUCUGGGCAUUCCCUCAAAUUUGCGGUCCUCAGACCGGUUUAAUCGGCUGCGUGGGCAUUGAUGCGUCUCACCGGAAGUCCGGUAUUGGAUUGGCGAUGAUCUGUCAUGCGAUCAACAAUAUGAAGCAGCGCGGUAUUGAGGGGGUCUUUGUGGAUUGGGUGGCAUUGGAUGGAUGGUAUGAGCAGGUUGGGUUUAAGACCUGGCGCAGCUAUCGGCCUGGCGAGAUCUGA